Messenger RNA from Myotis davidii, 1342 nucleotides. RefSeq names its product transmembrane protein 229B (gene TMEM229B). NCBI's taxonomy places the organism in Eukaryota, Metazoa, Chordata, Mammalia, Chiroptera, Vespertilionidae. The record is from RefSeq and is a predicted model, not a curated record. The coding region runs from base 399 to 1169 and encodes 256 amino acids. The transcript is spliced from 2 exons.
CCAGGGCUCCGAUCCCAGGGCUGAGCGAGGAGGUACGGGAAGGGGCCGGGGCAAAGGCUCAGGUGGGUGGAGGCCAGGCAGGGAUAGGCACCUGUUGGACCUAGCCGAGGGUGGGCGAGCUCCGGGGAAGCAACGGCACCUGUGGUUAUUGGACAUGGGUUUGGGGAGUGGAGUUCUGAAAAUCCACCUGAGACACUGCCUGCCUCUAACCUUAGUGUCUGUCCUACCACAGUGUCUGUCCCAUCCCAGCUGACGACACUGUCUUACCUCGAGGUUCCCUGUCUUCACCCCCAUCUCCUGGCCCCAGCCAGGACUUCCGGGUUCUCCCAUUUAUCUUGCAUGAACCAGGCGAGUUCUCUGGCACGGGCACCUCAGAUGCGGUCUGGCCUUGCUUAGAUAUGCUUCCCCUCCACCAACCCCCGUUCUUCCAGGCACAGAAGAUUCCAGAAACAGAACCCAGGCCUCUGGCAUCCUGUUCUCUCGCUCGUCCUCUCUUCUGUUCAGCGGCUUGCCCUCUCUCUCCCUGUGACAGCUCUCUCUCUCUUUAUUCUUCUUCUGCUCGUAAGGCUUCCAAGCCGCCUGCUCCGGGGCCACUGGAGCUUUUGAUUUGUUACCGACCGGGAGCGCAUUCUUGGCUGUCCCAGCAGCCGGCUCCCGUGGGCACCAUGGCUUCCGUGGAGCCCCUGACGGCGCUGUCCCGCUGGUACCUGUACGCCAUCCACGGCUACUUCUGCGAGGUGAUGUUCACAGCGGCCUGGGAGUUCGUGGUGAACUUUAACUGGAAGUUCCCGGGGGUCACCAGCGUGUGGGCACUCUUUAUCUACGGCACCUCCAUCCUGAUCGUGGAGCGCAUGUACCUGCGCCUGCGGGCCCGCUGCCCGCUGCUGGUGCGCUGCCUCAUCUACACGCUCUGGACCUACGUGUGGGAGUUCACCACCGGCUUCAUCCUGCGCCAGUUCAACGCCUGCCCCUGGGACUACUCCCAGUUCGACUUUGACUUCAUGGGCCUCAUCACCCUGGAGUACGCCGUGCCCUGGUUCUGCGGGGCCCUCAUCAUGGAGCAGUUCAUCAUCCGGAACACCCUCCGCCUGCGCUUCGACAAGGACGCUGAGCCGGGGGAGCCCGGAGGCCCGCUCGCCCUGGCCAACGGCCACAUCAAAACUGACUGAGUGGGGGACUCGUGGGGGAAGGGCUGGGGCCUCUCAUGGACCCUGUGGAGAAAAGUACGAAGCUGGUGGAGUUGCCCCUUCUGUACAGCACAAGCCUUGCCCCACCCUGGCCUCAGCUCUGCUGGGCCACACAGCCCCAGCCUCAGCCCUGCGGGGUGCACACAGCCCCAGCC